AUGGGGAGGAAGAAGGGAUUGCCGGAGUUCGAAGAGACGGCGCCGGAUGGAUUCGAUCCGGAGAACCCAUACAAGGAUCCGGUUGCGAUGGUGGAGAUGAGGGAACACAUCGUCCGCGAGAAGUGGAUACAAAUCGAAAAGGCUAAGAUCCUGCGGGAGAAGGUCAAAUGGUGUUACCGCGUCGAAGGCGUUAACCAUUACCAAAAGUGUCGCCAUCUCGUCCAGCAGUAUCUCGACUCCACUCGCGGCGUCGGAUGGGGCAAAGACCACCGUCCUAUCUCUCUCCACGGUUAG
This is a messenger RNA of Thlaspi arvense, 294 nucleotides long. Lineage: Eukaryota; Viridiplantae; Streptophyta; Magnoliopsida; Brassicales; Brassicaceae. The record is from the annotation of a GenBank genome assembly.